Molecule: messenger RNA, 906 nt
Organism: Odocoileus virginianus texanus
Lineage: Eukaryota; Metazoa; Chordata; Mammalia; Artiodactyla; Cervidae
Source: RefSeq, a predicted model, not a curated record
AUGGCUGGCCAGGUGCCGGGCGCAGGGCCUGGGGCCCUGGACCUGCUUCGGGCUCUGCCUCGUGUAAGCCUGGCUAACUUGAGGCCAAACACGGGCUCCAGGAAACCGGAAAGACGACGAAGAGGUCAGAGAAGAGGUAGGAAGUGUGGCAGGGGCCACAAGGGAGAACGUCAGAGAGGAACCCGGCCCCGGCUGGGCUUUGAAGGAGGCCAGACUCCAUUUUACCUUCGAAUCCCAAAAUACGGGUUUAAUGGACACAGCUUCAGACGCCAGUAUCAGCCUUUGAGUCUCAACAGGCUUCAGUACCUGAUUGACUUGGGCCGUGUUGAUCCCACACAACCUACUGACUUAACCCAGCUGGUCAAUGGGUGAGGUGUUACCAUCCAGCCAUCUAAAAGGGACUAUGGAGUCCAGCUGGUAGAGGAGGGCGCUGACACCUUUAAGGCAAAAGUUAACAUCGAAGUUCAGCUAGCUUCUGAGCUGGCCAUCGCCGCCAUCGAGAGGAAUGGGGGUGUCGUCACGACCGCCUUCUACGACACGCGAAGCCUGGAAAUUCUGCGCAAACCCAUCCCAUUCUUUCUCCGCGGGCAACCCAUUCCCAAGCGGAUGCUCCCCCUCGAGGCACUAGUGCCCUACUACACUGAGGCGAGAAACCGAGGCUACCUGGCGGAUCCCGCCGGAUUUCCCGAAGCAAGACUGGAGCUCGCCAAGAAGUACGGCUGUAUUUUACCCGACAUCAAGAAAGAUGAACCCUUCAAAAUGCUCAGUACUCGGAAGGAUCCACAGCAGAUUUUCUUGGGUCUGGCUCCAGGAUGGGUGGUGAACAUGGCAGACAAGAGGAUUCUGAAACCUACGCAUGCGAAGCUGCUUGAGUACUACCGCUCCUGAGCUCCGUCCAGGGGAGUC